This is a messenger RNA of Psylliodes chrysocephalus, 6600 nucleotides long. The record is from the annotation of a GenBank genome assembly. NCBI's taxonomy places the organism in Eukaryota, Metazoa, Arthropoda, Insecta, Coleoptera, Chrysomelidae.
AAACGACUUCUUACCGUACGCAUCAGUGCUGGUUUCACUUUAUAGUUUGCAUCCCCCUGGUUUUGGUUUGUUUACUAAUUUUACGUGCGGUAUUUCGUUGCGUUUCCGCGUCAUUAUUAUUGGAUUUUAUUCCGUUACUGUGAGCUUUGAUUAUUUCGUUUUGUGGACUUGAUUUUACAGUGACAAUUUGCCGAUAUUUUUUUUGUGCUUCGGAAGUGAUUUUGGAUUCUGUUUUGCUUUUGUUUUGAACUUUUGUGACCGAUUUUGAUAUGACCUAAGGACUUUUAAAGGAUUUGAAUAAGGAAUGACCGGUUCUAUAUGUUGUCGACUAUGGCUACCGUCACCUCUGGCAUUAUAUCUCCAAAUUCCUAUGGCUUGACUACAGAUCCAAUCAAGAUGGCAUCGGACAACGUCGAUCAGUACUCGCGCUACCACCACGACGAUCGGGAACCGUUCGACUCAAACGCGAAUUCCAGCGACUCGGAUCAGGACAACUACGCGGCGUCCUCGCCUAAAACGGAUCUGCCCAAACGGAACAAGAGGAAGAACUUCAAGCCGCGCUGCUCCAACGUUUCUUAUCCGGAGAACGAGGGGUACAACAACGAGGCGCUGAAUUUGAGCGAGUACAAUGACAAUAACAACGUUAAUAAUAACGUGAGGAGAAGAAAGACUACGGCGACCAGGAAGGUUGUGGUGGAUCCCAGGUUCAGUCCGAUGGAUCUGAGUAAAACCAACGACAGCGAUUCGAACAGCGACUCGGAGUUUAACGAAAACUACCCGAAUUCCGACAACGAUGACGAGGCGAACGAGAACAGCAGCGAGAACGACUCAAAAAUUCCACAAAGUUUCUCGAUUCAUACUUUAUCGAAACCUCACGUGCCGGAUUUUUCUCAGAAUCCGCCGCAUUUGAGUCAAGAGCAAGUGAUGGAGAUGAGGCAAUACGCUAUGAAUACUAUGAGGGAGCUGUUGGGCAUUUACGGAUUGACGUCUGAGGUGUUCGAGAGCAUAUCCAGGCAGCUGCCCAUGGCUGCUUUUAGCACUGGUAAAAUCUUCGACAACUUCUCGCUGAACCCGCCCCAAAAAAAAGACGGUACGCCUCCCUCGCAACCCCCCACACCUCCGUCGACGCCGCUCUCCCCAAAAUCCGGCGAGGCCGCCUCCAAACUCUCAAACAUUCCCUCGUCGCAAAGUCUGUCGGUCAGUCAUUCCCAAUCUAGUCAAAAAUUACCUCAUAUUACCUCCGUAGGCUGUCAAGGAUCGCCCGUUGUCUGCCAAAGCACGCCACUGAACCUCGGUAAGAAGCAACAGCCGUACACCAAUGGCGUUUCGCAUUCGCCGGACUUGCUGUACAGUAGCGCCGAACUGGAGGCGCUGAGGAGGGUGAAAGAGGAAACCGGGGGCGAUAUGGGCACGCCUAGUGGGAGGGGCAUUUUUCCUUCAAAUUUUCUUCCAUUUUCUCAAUUAUCAAAGACUGAUUCUUCUAGCCCCCCACCACUAGAGCACAAUCCCCUAAAUGCAAUGAUGGCCCAAUCUCUGGCACCCACCCAAUCCAGAGAAUCAAUUUCGUCAUCAUCCAACCACCUCAUGAGCAAACCUACCAGCCAACUGGAUUAUUCCAAAUACGUUAGAAAAUUUUCUUCUUCGUUAGAAUGCGGCAAUUCCUAUUGCAAGGACUUAAAUUACAGGGAGCAUUUCCAUUGUCUAGACUGCAAUUCACGGGUAUUUAUCAAGAAAGAAGAGAUGAUUAGACAUUUCAAAUGGCACAAAAAACGAGAUGAAUCCCUACAACACGGUUUUAUGAGAUACAGCCCGUUAGACGAUUGCGGGGACAAAUUCGGAAAUUGCACUCACAACAAGAAACAGACGCAUUAUCAUUGCAUUAAAGAAGGGUGUGAUAAGGUUUAUAUAUCGACAUCUGACGUACAAAUGCACGCCAAUUAUCACAGAAAAGAUUCCGCCAUAAUUCAAGAAGGUUUCCAAAGAUACAGGGCGACGGAAGAAUGCGGAGCCAGCUACUGCGCCUUUUUCGGACAAAGAACGACACAUUUUCAUUGCAGAAGAAGCGGUUGCAGAUUCACCUUUAAAAACAAAAGCGAUAUGGAAAAACACAAAUCGUACCAUAUAAAAGACGAGCAACUAUCCAGAGAUGGAUUCAAAAAAUUCAUGAAGAACGAGAUUUGUCCGUUCGACAAUUGUCGCUUCUCGAAAGUAUGCAACCACAUACAUUGCAUUCGUCCUCAGUGCAGCUACGUCCUUCAUUCCUCCGGUCAAUUGUUUUCCCAUAAACGUAAACACGAAAGAAAAGAUUCCGAAUUGGCGUACAGAAAAUACAAACUGGCUCAAAGCAUGCUGAAAACGCUGACCGAUAGUCCGGCGCAGCAUCCGAUGGGUUUCUCCAGAGACUACGAAGCCCAAAUUGACAGUUUAAAUCUAUCGAUGUACAAUCAGUCAUCGGGCGCGAUGUCCAACAUGUCAAAUCUAUCGAACACCGAAAGUUUAAGUGAAAGAAACUCACCAGUCAGCUACGAGGAGUCUGAAUCGGCUUCCGCUAUAGAUUUGAGCGCCAACGAAUCUAACUUUGCUCACGAAGAUAACAUUUCGUAUCACAGCGACGAUUUCUGGAGGAAGUACUGUCAAUUCGUACCGGAAAACCAGUGUCCCAAUGACAAAUGCGAGUUCACCUUCAUCGAUCACUUUCACUGCUUCGUGGAUAACUGCGAAAUGGCAUUUAACUCUAAAGACUCUGCUCGCGAACACGCCAGAAAUCACGAACAACAAGAAAUGAUUACAGAAAACUACUUUACCACUAUUACAGUACAAAACGGCGGCUGUGAAGAUUCUUGUAUCUAUCAAGACAAGGAGAAACACUAUCACUGCAAUUGGGACAAUUGCAGAGAGGUAAUUUUACCUGUGGAUAAACCGUUUAGAAGGUUGGAGCAUUACAAAAUGCACGAAUAUUCAAAGAAAUUGAGUUUAACUAAAGAUCCCUUAACGAUGACGCAUUUAUCAAGUUCUAUCGAUGGUAUGUUCUGCAGAAAAAGGGGAAGACCGCCCAAGAAUAGGGUCAUCGAAGUUUGGAAUGAUUAUAAUUCUAUGGGUUCUCAAAGUUUAAUGGACAGUCCACAAGCCAUUUUUACCAGCUUUAAGCUUCCAAAACCUUCAGCGACGCCAUCUAGUAGCAAAGAAGUCGAACAACCGGAUUCCAAUGAUGAUAGAUCCAGCACCCACAGUGUACCGCCUCAAGACUACUCCCUGCAAGGCUUCGACCUUUUCAACGAAAACACAAAGUGCCCGGACAACCUUUGUCCAUACUUAGGUUCUGCUCACUUCCACUGUGUUCAAAACCGAUGCCUUUACGUUACCGAUAAAGAAGACACUCUCGUAGUGCACGCUAAAGACUUCCACGACAACGUAGAAAUCCUAGACGGCUUUGAAUUCUACGAUAGAAACAUCGAUUGUAGGCUGUUAGGCUGUCCAAGUAACAGGACGAAUAGGCAUUUUCAUUGCACCAGACCCGGAUGUAACUAUUCGUUUGUUCAAUAUUCCACCAUGGCGAUUCAUAAGCAGAAACACGAAGAGGAAGUUGGUAUUGGGAGCCUGCCAAAGCCUGAGAUUAGGGUUAAAAGCGAGGCUCAGCUGACCGAGAGAGCUGAAAGCAGCGAUGGGCAGUUUAAGGCUAUGAACUUGAGCCAAGCGGCUGAUAACAAAGUUUCAGUGGUGAAGGCAUCCGGGACUUUCUAUCCUUUAUCUACGUUGCCAACAGAAUUACAAAAAUCACCAGAUUAUAAAACUAUCGUCUCAGAACCCCCUCAACAACACGACCUUCUACCUCAAACCUCAGGCAGCAACACCCUCUACGGUCCAGAGCUAUGUUGUUCACGACCGUUCUGCAAGCUGAAGAGGAAGUACCACUACCACUGUAACGCCUGCAACCAAGCUUUCAGCGAACUGGACCGUCUGAUAACGCAUGUCGCUAAACACAGCUCAGGCGCUCUAAGCAGCCAACAUCAGGAAGAAACCUCACCUCAAUCAUUCAGCCCCCCGUCUCCUCAAACCCCAAUAUCGUCUAGUUCCACUAUAAAACCGUCUGCGGAAAGCAAGAUCAGCGUGGCACCUCUACAGUCGUUACAAAACCCAACGCCAAAGAAAGAACAACACGAACCAUACUUAACACCGACGUUCGACGCUUACAACCACUUCAACAACUUCCCAGCCAACCUCCAGUUUGCUUUGAUUUCGCAACAACAGCAAAUGCAGAACCCCUUCCUGCCUCAAAGUCUGUAUCAGAACCCACAGUUGAUGUUCCAGCACGCCCAAUUGAUGCAGAGCCCUCUAUUGGCACCCCAAAGUCCUUACCCUGGAGAAAAUUUAACUAACCCUCUGGCGGCGAUGGCCGCGAAUUUAAACAAGAGAGCUAUGGAUCCGCAAGAUACUCCCGAAUCGAAGAAGGCUAGGAUUCAAAAUUCGAUGAGGAUUUUGAAGGAUGAGCCCGUUCCCGAGGGAUAUCUGAGGUUUAGAUUUAAUGAAGACUGCCAAUAUACGCAUUGUGGAUACAGGGAGCACCAAACUCAUUUCCACUGCCAAAGACAAGACUGCGGUUAUAGUUUUUGUGACAAGACGAGAUUUGUCCAACAUACUGCAAGACAUGAAAGGCUUGAUACCCUUAUGGGAGGCGAUUUCCAACAGUAUAGAGCUAAUGUGGCUUGCGGUAGACCAGAUUGUGCUUAUACGGCCAAUUUAGGAUCGACCCAAAACAAAGCGUCCCAUUUCCAUUGUCUAAAAUGCGACUUCGUGUGCACAGAUACCAACAAGGUGGUCGCCCAUAGACGUCAACACCAAAAGUUAGAUUCGAUACAAGCAGCGGGAUUUGAAAAAUUUACUCCAAGUCAAAUUUGCCGAGUGCCGAACUGUCAACAUAGCGGAAAACAGACUCAUUACCAUUGCCUGCAAUGUCAAUACGCUGUAUUAGGCUUAGCACAGAUGUCUGCGCACAAAUACAGGCAUAUGGAAUAGAAAUGUAUUACCAGUUGAUAGUAGAAGAUAAAAUAUGAGAAAUUAGAAAAAGAGGUGCGUGUGUUUAUUAAAAACGGAACCACCUUUAGAUAGAAGUACAAAAAAGUAGUUAUUCCGGCCCAAAAGGAUCAGAGGCUAGAAUAACAGUGGGGAAGUAUUAUGCUUUUGGCAUAAACGUACGUACAUACAAUAAAUAAUAUCUGCCCAAUUGUAGAAGACUAAAAAACCAAAUAUGGAGGUGCAAACUGACAUUUAGUUAAACAAAAAUGUGUGAAAAAAUACGCAGUAUUUAAAGACGAAAUGGAGAGUGUUUUAUUUCUGAUAAAAGCGCUGUUAAAAUGAGUGACAUCUGUCAAAUGCUACCAACUUAGAAAUAGAUAUGUUGGCAGCAGUGAUUUAGGUAAACUGUCAAAGAAAGGCAUAUAGAGUUCGUCUUACGAACUAAAAAUGAUUGAAAAUUGUUUUAGAAGUCACCAUUUUAAUGGAGCAAACAGAUACAGAAAUACGAGAUGUAAAUAUUAAUAACUAUAUUAGUUUUUAUAUGGGAUAAGUUUGAUUUUGGAUAUUCUAGUAUUUGGGAGUUAUUUUUUAACGAAUUUGGGGUGUUUUUUUUUAUUUAAUGUUAAACAUAAUUUUUUUAAUGAGGUCAAAAAAAGAGUAUGCGUCGAAAAAUACCCGAAUUUUGACUAAAAAUUUCAUACCUAUCAUGAGUAUUAAUGUACCUAUUAUAAAAUUAUUAUAUAAAUAUUGUAAAUAGUGUAUGUACAAAAGAAAAACAAAAACCUUCGAAUCUUGUAAAAUACUUGUAAAUACUUAAAAACAAAAGCAAUAAUUUAAUAAUCUCAGAAAAAAUAUUUAUCGAGAAAAAAAUUAAAAACAAAACAAAAAUCUACUUUCGAGAAAGUGUCAACAACUGACUGAUAAGAUUAACUUAAAGUUAUAAAAAUAGAAGAGAAAUGAAAUACAAAAUGAUGUAUUUGCUUACAAAUCACGAUUCUAGUUUCUAGAAUUUUGUUAAUUCAUACUAAAACAUUUUUUAUUCCAUUAUUUACUUUUUUCUACAACUGUGAAUAGAUAAAAAUGGCUGAGCGUUCCUGCUAAUUAAAAUGGCCUCUUAUGCGCCAGUAGAUUCGGCCAGUACAAUAACCAUCUAACAACUCUUCUUUCUUAUUUUUUUAUUUAACCAGCCGUUCCAUAUCAUAUAAUUAGUGUUUAUAAAAAACUUUAUUAAGGAUAACACUUUCAUCAUAUUUAAGUUUGCACAAAUUAACUCAGUUUAACAAAAAUGAAGACAGAAACUUCAGCCAUGACCCUCAUCAUUCACGGUCGUAGAAGAAGUUUGUGCAUGCGUGCGUGGUCAUACCUUUCAAAAGAUUUUAACAAUCAAAACGUUUUAUAAAAGAACAAAAAAAAGAUAUAAUAUAUUAUUAGGUAUUGAUAUAUUUGAGAGGUAUAACCAGUAGAACGAAACCAGUUAAAUCUUCUAGAGAAAAAAAUUCAAAAAAUAGUUUUUUAAUUUAUCCUAGGGAACAAAUUGUAAGGAAAAAAAGACAUAGUUUUCUAGAUUAGAAGAAAUUAGCAAUAGAG